Amphimedon queenslandica is the source of this 903-nucleotide messenger RNA. RefSeq lists its product as uncharacterized. The record is from RefSeq and is a predicted model, not a curated record. NCBI's taxonomy places the organism in Eukaryota, Metazoa, Porifera, Demospongiae, Haplosclerida, Niphatidae. The transcript has 9 exons. Bases 1 to 903 code for a protein of 300 amino acids.
AUGAUUGAAGGACAUCCUUCAGUACCUAAUGUUAGUAAUAGAGCUGCUGUGGGUAAUACACAAGGUCCUACAACAGGCAGAGAGCUUAAUAUGGCAACAGUAAUGAUGAUAUUUCAUUCUUCUGCUCACCAUUACAUGCUAAUAGGGAAUGGAUUAGGUGUAAAGGUGGCUGAUUUGAUAGGAAUGCAAGACAAUCUAAAUACCAAACUUCAUUUGGUAUUCAAGAGGUGGUUUGAUGCUGAUAAAGAUGUCAGUUGGGAUACAUUAAUACAACUGUGUGAUGAUUAUCCUGAUAUACUGGGCAUUGCAAAAUCUGAACUACUAAAAUAUAUAGGAUUGAUUCAAGAUACAUCAGUCAGUGAUGAUCCCUCACUAGCAUCUCAUUCAGCAAGUAGCUUCAGUACCAGUCCAGAUUCUUUUGUUAAAAGAGAACUAACUUUAAGUGAUCAUGGUACCAUUAUGGGACUGAUUGACAAAGAUAUAGCUUCAAAAUAUAAAAAAUUGGCUGUAGAAUUCUGUAUCCCUCAGGGUACAAUAAACACCAUAGCCUACAAUAACAGAAACAACUCAGCAUGGCAUGGACUAAAUGAUGUUGUUGCUGAUUGGCUGAGAGGAAAUACUGAAGUGUAUGAUGAAGGACGUAAAGCAAAUGUAAGGUGGCUGUAUGAUGCUGUAAGAGCAGUAAAUAAAACACUUGGAACAAAAAUUGCCAAAGAGUUUGUGAUUCCAGAGCAAAGUGAUCAGUCCACUCAAAAAGACAAAGGAGGUCUGGGUCAUUUGGCAACUAGUACUGGAAUAGAAGAGACUGAUUCAGAAAAACCACUUGAUAGCACAGAAGGAAGUAAAAGUGAUGAUCAAAAAGAGACAACAGUUGAUUUUGAAAAUCUCAAAAAAUCAGGUUAG